AUGUUUAUAUAUUUGUGUUUUGUUGGAUCUUUAAGGGAUUCUGAUCCCCUCAUCACACAGGAGAUGGUUGAUGCAAUUAACAACGAUCCUAAUGCACCAUUCAAAGCAAAACUUUAUCCAAAGUUUGCAAAGAUGACUGUCGGUGAUGCAAAGCGUUUCUUGUCACCAGUUCGCCAUCCACCACAAAAUCAAGGUUCAGCUGUUCCAGUUGGUGCUAACGAAGAAUUCUUCAACUGGGUUGAUAAUAAUUACAUUACAGGUCUCACAAAUGUUGCUGCUUUUCCAAAUGAUCUUAACGCCUCUAAUCAAAAUUCAAAGGAUUACUCAGGAACUCAACCAGGCAGAUCUAUUUAUCCUUAUGUCGAGAAAGUUAAAUUUCCGGUUUUUGAUGUUACAAAUUUGUGCAGCUCGUGGGCACCAGCAGUAACAUCUGCAAUGACAAUCUCAGUUUCACGCUGGGCAGGUGAAUUCGUUAACUUCUCUCUUCAGUACGUUCUUGACUGUGACAUGCUUGGAGAUUCCUGCGUUGAACGUACUCCAGUUAAUGCAUACCAACUCUUUUGGACAUAUCAUCCACCGGAUUUCCAUGGCUGGGAUAAUCCAGGAGAUUUAUCAUCAGAGAGAUUUUCAUAUUUGCAAGCUCCACGUUCCGAUUUCACGAGAGAAAAUUGCGCUGACAACAGAUGCUAUCCAGGUUUGUCAAACUGCAAGCGUCACUGGGCACUUACCGGCAGUUGCAAUUCAGGUGCUUCAAAUACAGGUUGUCCAAUCUACUUCCUUUACAACUGGAGAUGGAUCAAAUCCCAUCUUUGGGAAGUUGGUGCUGUUACUUCUUCAAUAACUGUUUACCCAUCUAUCUUUAUAUACAAUUCUGGUAUUUACUCAGGUUACUUCAAAAAAGAUUCAAACGAAGAAGUUGUUGGCAAUAACACAUUGUGGGGCACAAUUCUUGGUAUGCUUGAUGUUACCAUUGUUGGUUGGGGCCAGAAAAAGCUUAAUCUAUCCACAGAUAGUUCUUCACACACUAAGGGACUUCAACGCUGGUGGUGGGUCAUCCCACACUUUGGAAGUAAUUUCGGUAUUCCAUAUGAAGCUUGCAAUUCUGGAAUCAAUUCAGAAAAAUGCAAGACAAACAAAAUUGAAGUUGUUCAAGCUAAGGAUCAAAUCAAGUUAGUCUCCAGUAACGGUAACGGUCGACUUUAUAUCACAAGCCGUUACGACGGUGAGCAGACUGGUAUCCCAAACUUUAACGGUUUCAUGAAGUUUAACCGUAGAUUUGAUGACUGCAAUAUUGAAUCACAUGCAGUUGGUGCUGUUCCAUACAACUUUGUUCCACUUCCACAUAGAACACCGCAUCCAACAGAAGUUGAAUCAUCAAGUAAUUAA
Molecule: messenger RNA, 1386 nt
Organism: Trichomonas vaginalis G3
Lineage: Eukaryota; Parabasalia; Trichomonadida; Trichomonadidae
Product: cysteine proteinases family
Exons: 1
Coding region: 1-1386 (461 amino acids)
Biological process (GO): proteolysis
Molecular function (GO): cysteine-type peptidase activity
Source: RefSeq, a predicted model, not a curated record